This is a messenger RNA of Phytophthora nicotianae INRA-310, 4828 nucleotides long. RefSeq lists its product as hypothetical. The record is from RefSeq and is a predicted model, not a curated record. The coding region runs from base 56 to 4660 and encodes 1534 amino acids. NCBI's taxonomy places the organism in Eukaryota, Oomycota, Peronosporomycetes, Peronosporales, Peronosporaceae. The transcript has a single exon. Gene Ontology annotation, biological process: DNA-templated transcription. Gene Ontology annotation, molecular function: DNA-directed RNA polymerase activity; DNA binding.
UAAUCCUCCACGAGCCAUAAAGACCAUUCAGCCAAUUCCGCACUCGUUCCAGGCCAUGCAGAGCGGUCGCAUGGGCGGCCGCGGCGAGCGGCGCAACCCGCUGGUGAAGCAGCUCGUGCUGGAGAAUGACCGUCCGGCCAAGAUCAGUCACCUGAACUUCGGACUUCUCUCGGAUGUGGACAUGAUGCGCAUGUCGGAGCUUCGCGUCCAGUCCAAGGACCUGUUCAAGGUGCAGACGCGCGAGCCUCAAGCCAACGGCGUGUUGGAUAAGCGUCUGGGUGUGUCCAACAAGAAGGACACAUGCGAGACGUGCCACCUCAAGCUGGCGGACUGUGUGGGUCACUUUGGCUACAUUAAACUGGAGCUUCCCGUGUUCCACAUCGGCUACUUUAAGGCCAUCACGGAGAUUCUGCAGAAUAUCUGUAAGAGCUGCAGUCGUGUGCUACUGCCACCGACGGAAAGAGAGCUCUUCCUUAGGAGGAUGAGAGACCCUAAGGCCGACGUGCUGCGGCUCGUGGGUCUCCGUAAGAAGAUCGCCACGUUAUGUAAGAAGACAGUCAAGUGUCCGCACUGUGACGCCAUCAACGGUACAGUGCGCAAGGUCACGAGCACCACGUUAAAACUGGUACACGAGAAGUACCGCGCCAAGGCCACUCACGACUUGAGGAACGUGUUUGUGGCUCAGUUCGCAGAGGCUCAAGCUAAUAAUCCGGAGAUCGGAGCUCAUUUACCCAAGGCACAGGAAGAUCUGAGCCCUCUCGUGGUACAGCAGCUGUUCAAGGAGAUCCCGGAUCAAGACUGUGAGUUGCUGUGGGUGGACGCCGAUGGAGGACGCCCAGAGAAGCUUAUCUUAAACUCUGUAUUGGUGCCGCCUGUGUGCAUUCGUCCAUCUGUGGCUAUGGAUGGAGGAACGGGUAGUAACGAGGACGAUAUUACCGUCAAGCUUCAAGAAAUCGUACAGGUGAACUUCGCGCUCCGUGCUGCACUGCAGAAGGGCGCGUCGUUGAAGAUGGUCAUGGAGGACUGGGAUUUCUUGCAGAUUCAGGUGGCACAGUUGAUGAAUGGCGACACUCCAGGCUUAGUGAAGCCUCCUGGAGCGAAGACUGGCAUCCGUGGCCUCUGUCAGCGUCUGAAGGGCAAGCAAGGUCGAUUCCGUGGCAACUUGUCCGGAAAGCGUGUGGAUUUCUCUGGUCGUACAGUUAUCUCGCCCGAUCCGAACCUACGGAUUGACCAAGUUGGUGUACCUGAACAUGUGGCCAAGACGAUGACGUACCCGGAGAAGGUGACGCGCUACAACAUCGAGAAACUGCGCAAGUGCGUCGUGAAUGGACCCAAUGUCCACCCUGGUGCGAAUAUUAUUCGUAUUGAAGGACAGAAAUUCACCAAGAACUUGAUGUAUGGCGAUCGCGCGAGCUUGGCCGAUGAACUCAAGAUCGGAGACAUCGUGGAGCGUCACAUGGAAGACGGCGACAUUGUGCUGUUCAACCGUCAGCCUUCGCUCCACAAGAUGUCGAUUAUGUCUCAUCGUGUCAAGGUGAUGCCGUGGCGUACCUUCCGCUUCAACGAGUGCGUGUGUUCUCCUUACAAUGCCGAUUUCGACGGUGACGAAAUGAAUAUGCAUCUUCCACAGACGGAGGAGGCGCGUACGGAGGCUAUUACACUGAUGGGAGUGGAGCAGAACUUGAUUACGCCUCGCAAUGGUGAGCCGCUAGUAGCAGCCACGCAGGAUUUCCUUACAGCUUCGUAUCUGCUUACGCAGAAGAAUGUUUUUUUCAAUCGGGAGCAAUUCUGUCAGGUCAUUUCGAUCAUGAGCGACGCGAACGAACACAUUGAGCUGCCUCCUCCAGCAAUUAUCGUACCGGUGCGUCUGUGGACGGGUAAACAGGUUAUCAGUCUGUUGGUUAAGCCUAAUUCUCAAACGAAGGUGCUGGCAAAUCUGGAGCUGAAGGAGCGCAACUACACGAACAACAAGUACAUGUGCUGGAAGGAUGGAUACGUCUGCUUCCGUAACAGUGAGCUCAUUUGCGGUAACCUGGGCAAGAAAACGUUGGGUGAUGGCAGCAAGCAGGGUCUUUUCUACGUGUUGAUUCGGGAUCAUGGAUCUCACGAGGCAGCGCGAUGCAUGAAUCGUUUGGCGAAGCUGUGUGCGCGUUGGCUGGGCAACUUUAAGGGUUUCUCGAUCGGUAUUGACGAUGUUACGCCGUCGGAGGAGCUUGCUAAGGAGAAACAGAAGCUUCUGCAGGCUGGUUACGACGCUGCCAAUAACUCUAUUGAGGAAUACCGACGUGGCAAGCUUUCGUUGAAGCCUGGUUGCAAUGCCAUCCAGUCGCUAGAGAGCGAACUUAACGGUCUACUUGGUAAGCUGCGUGAGACUGCUGGUGCCGAGUGUAUGCGCACGCUUCCGUUCCACAACAACCCGCGUAUUAUGGCUGAGUGUGGCUCGAAGGGUAGUGCUCUUAACAUCUCGCAAAUGAUGGCGUGUGUGGGUCAGCAGUCCGUGGGUGGCAAGCGUGUUCCAGAGGGCUUUGUGAACCGUACGCUGCCUCACUUCCUGCCGCAUGCUCUACACGCCAGUGCCAAGGGUUUCGUCGCCAACUCGUUCUACAGCGGACUGACGGCGACGGAAUUCUUCUUCCAUACCAUGGGUGGACGUGAAGGUCUGGUCGAUACUGCUGUGAAGACGGCCGAGACAGGUUACAUGGCUCGUCGUUUGAUGAAGGCUCUGGAGGAUCUAUCGUGCCAAUACGACCAAACUGUGCGCAACUCCGAAGGCUCAGUGGUGCAGUUUACUUACGGUGACGAUGGGCUAAACCCGGCGUACAUGGAAGGCGAUGACCGACCCGUGGACUUCCACCGUCUGCUGGAACACAUUCGUAAUACUUUACCUGAUCACGAGUCUCCGGCAUUGCUACCAUUUGAGCUUCGUCGCUUGGGUAAGCAGGUUGUGCAGCGUCCGCAGUUCCAGGCUAUUUUGCCGACUGGACGCAAGUUUUUGAUUGAGAUCGAAGAGUUCCUAUGCUCCGUUGCGAGUGAAAUCGCUGCCAACCGUACGAGUUGUGGCAUUGACUCGAUGGAUAAAGAGGUCAAGACGUAUGCUUCGAAGUUGGAGAAGGCAUUUGAUGAUGAUGAAGCGGCCAGCGUAUUGAAGUCCAAGUCGGAGACUGGAGAGAAGAAGGAAAAGAAGAUUCAAAUCUCUACGAAACUGGAGAAGCUGACCAAGCCUCAAGGCCGUCGUCGCCUGAUGAAACCUGAGGACGAUUCGGACGAUGAUACGGAGGAUUCGGACGAGGACAUGAGCAUGGACCUGACUACGUACAAGCAAAAGGGAUUGGACAAGGUUGGUCUGCCUGAGUGGGAACGAACACGCUUCAAGACCGCCAAGUCUCGUGCUGAGUGGACCAAGCGUGCAGGCCUGGACGGAACUAAGGAGAAGGAGGAGGCCGCGUGGCUACUCUCGCACAAUGUGUGUCGUAUCACGACUAAGCAGGUGGAGAAGCUGCUGGAAAUCUCGUUGUACAAAUACAACCGCGCUGAAAUGGAGCCUGGAGAGGCAGUGGGUGCUGUUGGCGCGCAGUCGAUCUCUGAGCCUGGUACGCAGAUGACGCUGAAGACCUUCCACUUUGCCGGUGUCGCUAGUAUGAACGUGACGCUCGGUGUGCCGCGUCUGAAGGAGAUUAUCAAUGCGUCCAAGGUCAUUAGUACGCCCAUUAUCACGGCCGCGUUGGUGUGCAAGACUGACGAGCGUUCGGCGCGUAUUGUUAAGGGUCGGAUUGAGAAGACGACGCUGGGAGAGAUCGCCGUGCACAUCAAGGAAGUCUUUGCUCGUGAUCAAGCGUAUCUGUCGGUCAAGUUAGACUUGACUGCUAUCGAGCAGCUUCACCUUAACAUCACGGCGCGUUCUGUACGUAACAGUAUCCUGAACGCCGUGGGUGUAGGUCCUCGUGGUGUGCUGCGUCUACUGAAGGAGCAGCAUGUGCUAUUGAACGCUCGCUGUCCCGAUAAACUACGUCUGCUAGCACCUCCUAACUACAAGGGUGCCAAGGGAGACACACGCGGCGCGUACUUUGCUCUACAGGCGCUCAAGGCCGAACUACCGGGUGUGAUUGUGCAGGGUAUCCCGACGGUGAACCGUGCGGUGAUCAACUAUGAAGAAGUGCAGGACUCGAGCGCAGCCAAGUCGCUUCACUUGCUGGUUGAGGGCUACGGUCUCGCUGAAGUCAUGGGUAUCCCGGGUGUGGACGGACUUCACACUACGUCUAACCACAUUAUCGAGGUGGAGAAGACGCUGGGUAUUGAGGCCGCGCGUGAACUUAUCAGCUCUGAGGUCAACUACAUCAUGAGCGCGUACGGUAUUGGUAUCGACAGGCGUCACUUGAUGCUGCUGUCGGAUAUCAUGACGUUCAAGGGUGAGGUGCUGGGUAUCACACGCUUCGGUAUCGCCAAGAUGAAGGAGAGUGUGCUCAUGCUGGCAUCGUUCGAGAAGACCACGGAUCAUCUUUUUGAUGCCGCAGUCCACUCACGUACGGAUGCUAUUGUGGGCGUCAGUGAGUGUAUUAUCAUGGGUAUUCCGAUUCCUCUCGGCACGGGCAUCUUCAAACUGCUGCGACAGGUUGACAAGCCGCGCGUGCAGCAAAGACGGCCGCUUCUUACCGGACUUUAGACGAGCGAUGACUACCUAAAAGAGGACAAGAAGAUGGUGUAGCCAGCACUUUUAAACUGUUCUUUACUUGUUGCUGGAGCUAUUGUCCUUUCAAUUUGACUUGGUUACCCUCUGAUGCCCUUUCAAUGAAGGCUUUCAUAUCUGGUAACAAAUGAGGUCCAACAAGUC